Ilex paraguariensis (yerba mate) is the source of this 642-nucleotide messenger RNA. The record is from the annotation of a GenBank genome assembly. NCBI's taxonomy places the organism in Eukaryota, Viridiplantae, Streptophyta, Magnoliopsida, Aquifoliales, Aquifoliaceae.
AUGUUAGAGAGGUUGGAGGGACACAAAAGAAACCUAGCUGGCCAAGAAGACAUGGAGAACACUCACUCCCGUAGGCGUCAAUCUGCCGGAAUACCACCCUCGCCUCGCCUACAACGAAGCAAAAGCGGAACUCCGGCCAUAUCGCUACCGGAUCAGAAACAUUCACUCACGUCAAAGUCUCGCCACCGAUCAAAAUCAACAACAAGAUCAAGAACACACAAAGAAGAAGAGAAUUCGAUUACUUUAACCAAAACUCCAAGCACCCAAAAUAAGCCUCUAGAAAAGAGACACAGUUUUGUCAAUUUUUUGCAAACAAGGUCAACAUCUCCUUCUCCUUCUGCAUGGGCGUUAUCUCCAGGGAGAUCUUCGCCUUGUUCAAUGGUUCCAAAUUCACCUAGCUCUGGCCGAGUACUGAAGAAGGAACUGAUCAGUGGUGGUAUUAAUGGGGUUUUGAAGUACUUCAGGCAGAAGAAGACGCCACCGAUACAAGAGGAAGGGUAUCAUCGGUUUCGUGUUGUGCAUAACAGACUGUUGCAGUGGAGGUUUGUGAAUGCUCGAGCGGUUGCUGCCAUGGCUGCUGUUAAGAUUGUUGCAGGGGUAAAAUCUCUUUUAGCUGUUUGCCAUUAUUCUUGCCAUCCAUAA